Molecule: messenger RNA, 1972 nt
Organism: Phycodurus eques (leafy seadragon)
Lineage: Eukaryota; Metazoa; Chordata; Actinopteri; Syngnathiformes; Syngnathidae
Gene: cpvl
Product: carboxypeptidase vitellogenic like
Exons: 13
Coding region: 92-1579 (495 amino acids)
Biological process (GO): proteolysis
Molecular function (GO): serine-type carboxypeptidase activity
Source: RefSeq, a predicted model, not a curated record
GCUACCGAAUCGAUCACGUGAGCGUCCCUUGUCUUGUCAUGUGACUCGUGUCCACUUUUAGCUGCCUCAACAACUGAUUCGGUCAACAAACAUGAGAGCGUGGGUGCAAGUGGAAACAUUGGGCGUCUUGCUACUCCUCCUGUGGGCCGCUCCGGUUCCCGUCCGAACGCGCAGAUGCUGGUCGUUUUUCGGCCGAAAAUGGCUCAACGUCAGCGGCGUCGACGGCGUGGACCCCGGCUCUCCUCUCUUUCUCACGCCUUACCUGGAAAAGGGCGCCAUUGACGAAGCCAGGAAAUUGAGUGUAGUUGGAAAUCUGCCUGGCGAAAAUGUGAAGAGUUAUGCUGGCUAUCUCACUGUCAACAAGGAAUACAACAGUAACCUCUUCUUCUGGUUCUUCCCUGCACUUAAGCCGGCCCCUGACAAUAAGGCCCCUGUCCUGCUGUGGCUGCAAGGGGGCCCCGGAGGCACCUCCAUGUUCGGACUCUUUGUGGAGCACGGACCGUACGUGGUUUAUAAGAACAUGACCGUUGUCCAUUCAAUGAACAACUUCUGUGUCGUUGCAGUGAACCUGAGGGAUUACGCCUGGACUGCCAAAUAUUCAGUGUUGUACGUUGAUAAUCCAGUCGGAACAGGUUUCAGCUUCACGGACGACGACCGCGGUUAUGCUCGGAAUCAGGACGACGUCGGCAGAGAUCUGUACAGUGCUUUGAUACAGUUCUUCCAACUCUUUCCCGAGUACCAGUCCAAUGACUUCUAUGCGACUGGCGAGUCCUAUGCAGGGAAGUACGUUCCUGCCGUCUCUUACUACAUCCAUAAAAACAACCCGACUGCCAAGGUCAAACUCAACUUCAAGGGCAUGGCCAUCGGUGACGGGCUGUGUGACCCGGAAAUGAUGCUGGGCGGCUACGGUGAGUUUUUGUACCAGACGGGCAUGAUCGACCACGUCCAGAAACAGUACGUCAACAAGCAGACCGACUUGUGUGUGCAACUCAUCCAGCAGCAGAAGUGGGUGGAAGCUUUUAAGGUUUUCGACAGCUUGCUGAAUGGCGACCUGGCACCGUACCCUUCCUUUUUCCAGAACGCAACAGGCUGCACCAACUACUUCAACUACAUGUUAUGUCAGGAACCUGAAGACCAGGAGUACUUCUCCGCGUUCGUGACGCUGCCAGCGGUGCGGCGCGCCAUCCACGUGGGCGACCUGGAAUUCCACGACGGCUCGCGGGUGGAAAAGCACUUGAUGCAGGACGUGAUGAAGAGCGUCAAGCCGUGGCUGAGUGUGCUCAUGGACCACUACAAGGUGCUGAUCUACAGCGGUCAGCUGGACGUGAUCGUGGCGGCUCCUUUGACCGAAAGGUUCCUGCCCACCGUCAACUGGACCGGAGCGGCCGCCUACAGGACGGCGCCGCGCUUUCCUUGGAAGCUUCAGCCCGAGGACACGGAGGUGGCCGGCUACGUCCGACAAGUGGGAGAGUUCUACCAGGUCAUUGUCAGAGGAGGCGGACAUAUUUUGCCGUACGACCAGCCGGCGAGAUCUUUGGACAUGAUCGACAGGUUCCUCUCAACGCGAGGCUGGAUGUGAAGAGCUCGGAUUAUCAAGCACUCUUCAAGACUGUUUGCAAAUCAGGUUCUUAUUAAUAUUGCUGCUAAUCCCGACAUGGUAUUUGAACACGCAAUUCUUUUUUUUUUUAUGAGCUCAUUGCCAGUCACUCCAUUGUAAAUGAAAUGGCACAGAAUGUCUUUUAAUCUGUAUAGCUAAUCAUAUGGUUCCCUGAAUAUUUGUAUUUUGUUUUUAUCAUUACCAAUCAUACUUAGUGAUUAUCUUAAAUUCGGAUCUUUUAAAGCAGGCACAUUGUGGCCUAACAUGACUGAAUUUUAGUAUUUUAUUUGAUUUGAUUUUUAUUUUUUUAAAAUUUCUUUCCAAAAGCAAUAUUUUAACUUAAAUUGCUAUGAAAUAAAAGGCACAAUUCAAAAA